Messenger RNA from Perca fluviatilis (European perch), 789 nucleotides. Its product is annotated as tripartite motif-containing protein 35-like. Bases 82 to 789 code for a protein of 235 amino acids. NCBI's taxonomy places the organism in Eukaryota, Metazoa, Chordata, Actinopteri, Perciformes, Percidae. The record is from RefSeq and is a predicted model, not a curated record. The transcript is spliced from 3 exons. Gene Ontology annotation, molecular function: zinc ion binding.
ACUUCUACUGAGAGAGAACAGCUACAGGAAGGAGUUCUGGGACUUCAACCAGCUGCUGAAACCACAAACUGAACAGACUAAAUGGCUUCCAGAUCAGAGGAGGAUCUCUGCUGUCCGGUCUGUCAUGAAGUCUUCAGAGAUCCUGUUGUUCUGUUGUGUAGCCACAGCUUUUGUGAAGACUGUCUGCAUGGCGGCUGGAGAGAGAAACAGACACAGGAGUGUCCAGUUUGUAGGAAAAGAUCCUUGUCUAAACCACAUGUUAACCUGGUGUUGAAGAACCUGUGUGAGGCCUUCAUACAGGAGAGAGAUCAGAGAUCUUCAGAGGCUCUCUGCUGUCUGCACUCUGAGAAACUCAAACUCUUCUGUCUGGAUCAUCAGCAGCCAGUGUGUGUUGUCUGCAGAGAUUCAGAAACCCACACCAACCACAGAUUCAGACCCAUCGAAGAAGCUGCACGACAACACAAGAAGGAACUUCAGGAAACUCUGGAGCCCUUAAAGGAGAAGCUAGAGGUUUUUGAACGAGUAAAAGUGGAGUGUGAUAAAACAGCAAAACAUAUAAAGGCCCAGGCCCGACGCACAGAGACAGAGAUUAAGGAUCAGUUUAAGAAGCUUCACCAGUUUCUAGAAAAUGAAGAGGAGGCCAGAAUGGCUGCACUGACGGAGGAAGAGGAGCAGAAGAGUCUGAAUCCAGACACCGAUCCCGAGCCGACACGCCGGCCCGAGGAUCCCGGAAAGUGGACUCUGGACUGGGACGGAGGAAAGCUGUGGUUCUAUGAUCUUUUGUACUAA